Molecule: messenger RNA, 1473 nt
Organism: Prunus mume (Japanese apricot)
Lineage: Eukaryota; Viridiplantae; Streptophyta; Magnoliopsida; Rosales; Rosaceae
Product: ATP binding microtubule motor family protein
Biological process (GO): microtubule-based movement; spindle elongation; mitotic spindle organization
Cellular component (GO): microtubule associated complex
Molecular function (GO): ATP binding; microtubule binding; microtubule motor activity
Source: RefSeq, a predicted model, not a curated record
AUGUCGAGUAUGACAAUUUGUGCUCGUUUCAGACCUUUGAGCUCCAAAGAGAGAAGAGAUCACGGCGAUACAGUCUGCAUUCGAUGCAUAGACGCUGAAACUUUCCUCUUCAAGGAUGAGAAGGAUGAAGAAUUUACAUUUAGCUUUGAUAAGGUGUUCUACGAGAAAUCCGAGCAAGCUCAAGUUUAUGAAUUUCUAGCUUGGCCUAUUGUGAAAGAUGCUGUGGACGCAAUCAAUGGGACGAUAAUCACUUAUGGGCAGACUGGAGCUGGGAAGACAUAUAGCAUGGAGGGGCCUAGCAUACUGGUAUGUGAUGAGCAGAAAAGAGGAUUACUUCCAAGAAUAGUUGAGGGACUGUUUGAUUGCAUUAAAUCUUCUGGAGGAACAAUGAAGCACUCAAUCAAAUUGUCAAUGGUAGAGAUAUACAUGGAAAAAGUAAGGGACCUUUUUGAUUUAUCAAAAGACAACAUACAGAUUAAGGAGAGUAAAUCGCAGGGGAUAUUGUUGAAUGGAGUAACAGAGAUCUCUGUGUCAGAUCCUGCAGAAGCAUUACAAAGCCUAUCUAGUGGCAUAGCUAACAGAGCUGUGGGGGAGACCCAAAUGAACAUGGCCAGCAGCAGAAGCCAUUGUAUUUACAUAUUCACAGUUCACCAAGAAGUAAAGAGAGAUGACAGGUUGAAAACUGGCAAAUUAAUUCUUGUCGACUUGGCUGGAUCCGAGAAAGUAGAGAAAACUGGAGCUGAGGGAAAAGUUCUUGAAGAAGCCAAGACCAUCAACAAGUCCCUCUCAGUCCUUGGUAAUGUGAUAAAUGCUCUUACAUGUGGUUCACCAGGCAAAGCGAACCACAUUCCGUUUCGUGAUUCCAAGCUUACUCGGAUUUUACAAGAUUCACUGGGAGGAAACUCCCGCACUGCAUUAUUGUGUUGUUGCUCACCAAGCCCUUCAAAUGCAUUGGAGAGUCUCUCCACUCUUCGCUUUGGGAUGAGGGCAAAGCAUAUCAAGAUGUCACCACGUGUCAAGUGUAAUGAAGAUAAAUGUGCUGAAAAACAGGGACCUGCAUCAUCUCCAAUUAAACAUGAGUCAUGCGAGAUAAUCCUUGACAAGUUGAAGGAGAGAUUUGAUGCUGAAGAUGUGAAGUUACUUGAGGAGUUGUUCACAUUGAAUGGCAUUUUGUUUGAUCCUUGUUCAUCUGAAGAGUUGGAUUCAGCAUUUGAGGAUGUCACUUCACAGACGAUUGUCUCAUUGCAGCAAGCAGUGGAAGAACUUGCAUCCACUGUCGAUGAGCUUAAGAGAGAGAAUAAGGGUCUGAAGGAGAGAUUAGCAGCUGAUGAAAGAUCUCAUGCAGCAGGCAAAGAGGCUGGAGAUAAUAAUACUUCAAGUCUUGUGCAUAAACUCCCAGGAAUUCUCAGAUCCUUUGUGUCUUGGGUGAGGUCACUCUCCUCUAUCAAGUUGUUGAAUUGUGAGGUCAAUUGA